This is a messenger RNA of Caenorhabditis angaria, 1876 nucleotides long. Lineage: Eukaryota; Metazoa; Nematoda; Chromadorea; Rhabditida; Rhabditidae. The record is from the annotation of a GenBank genome assembly.
AUGCUCAAAUUCCUAGCUCUUCUAGUUUUGAGCUUUGCUCUCUAUUCAAAUGCCGCCGUUUUGCCAGCAUCAAGUAAGCCUAAAUUUUCAGAACAAAAAUAAAAACGAGGGAAACUAAACCAAAAUAAAAGAGAAUAAAAUAAAAUGAUGAAUCCAAUUGACCAGAAGAAGAGAGUGAGAGAGUUUAGGGGGAAAAUGUGUGAAUUUGGGUGUGGGAAAUUGACGGGUGACACCACAAAGUGCAAAACUUGACACAUUUUCAGAAUUCGCCACCUAUACCGAUUCAUUCGCCAGAAACCAGAUGUUGGCUUUGGCAUCGGCCGCCUACGCAUCUGAUCCACAAAAAUGUUUGACUAAUAAAUUUACCAAUGCGCAGGUUGGUUGGGUUUCCCAGGAACUUCUGGGCCGGUUGGGUUUCCCAGGAACUUCUGGGCCAGGAAGAUAGAAGGGGCUUUUUAUAGGCCGAACAUCCGGGCUGGAUUCUGGAGAGAAAGAUAUAAUUGGACUCUGUUAGGCUUUAGUUUCCCUGCUUUAUUUUGGAAUUAGGCCUAAACUAAGAUCUUGGAAUCUAAAGCCUGAGUUCCAGACCAAAAUGUAUAUUUAGGCUUAUCGACAGGUUAGACUCAUGAAGUCAAAAACCUAGGCGUACCAAAAUUUUGAACGAAAUUUUUGUAAUGAAAAUCUAGACAAUUUUUUUCUCACAAAAAAAUCGUACAAAAACGAAAAUCGUCCUCAAAAUCAAAAAGAGCGAACGUUCUAGAACAGAAAAUUGUUACACUGUGUACAGCAAUUUUUCUUUUUCAAAACUCACAAAAAAAUAUUUCGAAAUGAGGAAAAAUUGGAAAUGACGGAAAUCAAAAAAUGUUCACGUCACGUUUUCAAAACAAAAUAAAUAAUUUGACAUUUAUAUUUUUUUUCAAAAAAUAAUUUCUAGGAAACCUCAAGUUAGUCUAACUAAUUACUAUCACUAUAGUAACACUUUCUCAUCAUUGCACUUUGCACGCGCGAAAAAACUAAAUAACAUUUCUCGAAAUUUUCCAGUUGAAACGUCAAAUCUAUGUGAAAAAUUGUGCACUUUUGAGCAACGAUGUUUGCUCCGGUUACACGGCGGUUCUUCACGAUGAUAAGGCGAUUGUUAUCAGUUUCAGGUUAGACAAAAAAUAGCUAGAAAAUGUUUCGAAAACGCACAUGUUUCAGAGGAACUCAAGGAUUUUUACAAUUGAUUUCGGAGGCUAACAAGAGUGUUUUCGAGAGUCAAAUGGCGUGGGUUUCGGGUGGAAAAGUUUCGAAAUAUUUCGGCGAUGCUUUUACCAAAGUUUGGAAUAGUGGAAUGAAGGAUGAUUUUAAUGCUUUGGUGGCUCAAAAUCCAGGAUACACUAUUUGGGUGAGCAUAAAAAACUUCAGAAAAUAUUCACAUAGGGAAUAUUUUGCAAGUCGCACUUUUUUGAAAAUAAAAAUUACCUAGGUCUCUGGACACUCGCUUGGUGGAUCUCUUGCAUCUCUCGCCGCCUCAUUCAUCGUCGGCACAAAACUUGUCGAUAGUCAAAAUGUGAAAUUGGUGACCUUCGGAGAGCCAAGAACUGGUAACAAACCGUAUGCUUUGGCCCACGAUUUGCAACUUCCAUUCACUUAUCGUAUUACACAUAACCGUGAUGUUGUUCCACAUAUUCCAAAUGAGGGAUUCAUGGAUUAUUAUCACAAUAAAUUCGAAGUUUUCUACAAGGAAUCAAUGAAAGCCGGUGCAAGUUAUACAGUUUGUGAUGGAGAUGAGGAUAAUAAAUGCUCGAAUGGUUUAUGGAUCACCACAUCUGUCGAGGAUCAUUUGCAUUACUUUGAACAUGAUAUUAGCGAUUGGGGAGAGAAGGGCUGCAAUUAA